AGGCCUUUCCUCUUGGUUUUCCUGCUGUCCCAAGGACACUGAGCUCAGACCACAAAAGUGCAUACGAAGAAGGGACAGGAGUUUCCCUUCUCAAGAGAGGUCAGAUAACCCAGACCCUGCAUGGUCUCCAUAGGCCAGUGCAGCUAGGUGGGCUGAACCAUCUGCCCCAGCAGGCAGGCGAGUGUUCCAGGGGGAACUUUCAGAGCCGGCGGCAGUUCCGGGGUGGGAGAGGCCCGGUGGAGGUGUUAGCUCCCAACUGCCAGUCAACCCAGGAGCGGCCGCCUGAUCGGGGUGGAAUGUCUAAGCCUGAGAAUAGAAAAGGGAGCCCUGUCAAAAAAUGUCUGAUGUGCCAGGUAGAGCUGGGCAGAGCCUCCUUCAGUAGGCAGGGCCUGUGUCCUUGCUGCAAUGUCAAGGCAGGAGAGGACCAGAAGAAUCAGAAAGGCAAGAGGGAUUCCUGCCCAUUUGGAAAUGCAAGUGAAGUAAUGGAGAUUGAGCCCGCGUACGCUGACUUUAUUUCUUGCGACCGCACUGGGCGGAGGAACGCCAUCCAUGACAUCCAAGGAGACGCGACCGCCAUUAGCAUGCGGAAGCUGGCGGGUGACAUAGGCGAGCUUUCCAUUGAAGGAGCAGGUGAGUGUGCAAGGAAAUCAACCUGCUGCCACUGCUUCUGAGAAGGAACCUGAAGCAAGACCCGAGGGGCAAGAGAGCACUCCCCCAUCAUGAAAGCCACAGAAGUGAGAGGAGAAAGGUGGGGGGAGGAAAGAACUGUAGACACAACAUGGGAAUGUUCCAGCCAAUCUGCCGACAACCGAGAGCCAAACCAGAACAAUGAAUUCUCUCUUUAAAUGCCUUUGUUGUGACCAUUCUGUUCAGAUACCUAUAGAAAGUUCAGCAGUGGGUACCUGUACAUCCAUUCAAAUCUGCUUAGAACACUGCACUGGUGGGUAGUCACAUAAGCCACUUUCAAGGUGCCUUUGAAGCAAUUUUCCUCUACUGGAAAAUAUCAUUUGCAAAGAGCCUAUUACACUUCAGCCUUUGAUGUGUAAUGUACAUUUUUUUUACUCUGUAAAUUUAGACGAAUGUAUUUAUUUCCUGUUCCCGUAGGUGAGAGGUUUUGUUGCUUCCCUUCCUUCUGGAGCUAGCUUAGAGGUGAAUGGAUACUUAGUGCUUCCUACACAUACACUUGGAGUCAUGGAGCUUAGUAGGGGAGGGGUGACAGCAGUUCCUGCUGCAUUAAUACUGAACACUAUUAACCUAUGUUCCUGCUUGUUGGGUAUCAGAAGCAGACCAAAGCUCACAGGUGUACACAAACUCCACCUGCAGGCACAGCAACACCACACAGGGGCACUAUUUGGGGCCACAGGGUUUUAAGGGCAGAACGGGCUUAAUUGUUUAUUUUUUACAGUAGACUAAAUUCAAACUCAUCUCUUAAA
Messenger RNA from Pelodiscus sinensis (Chinese soft-shelled turtle), 1433 nucleotides. Lineage: Eukaryota; Metazoa; Chordata; Testudines; Trionychidae. The record is from RefSeq and is a predicted model, not a curated record.